This is a messenger RNA of Chlamydomonas reinhardtii, 1233 nucleotides long. RefSeq lists its product as uncharacterized. The coding region runs from base 540 to 719 and encodes 59 amino acids. The transcript has 2 exons. Lineage: Eukaryota; Viridiplantae; Chlorophyta; Chlorophyceae; Chlamydomonadales; Chlamydomonadaceae. The record is from RefSeq and is a predicted model, not a curated record.
GUAACUAGACGUAAAACCAGACAGACAAGGGGUGUCAGCUUUGUACAGCUGGAAAAUGGGCUGAGCCCCUAGAGCAAGGGAUGUGACGAUGGGUAUCGGCGACAUUAACAGCACCCUUGCAAGCCCAGCGGGACUGGCAAAGGGGCAUACCAAAGGCACCGCCACGCCCUGUCCACGCCACUCCACACAUGAGCCCGUGAUACCUCUUUCCAAAUCCCUCACAAGCACCACAAACGGCUAGUGGGGCUCGGGCGCGUGAUCCGGGGCCGCGACAUAAUUAAGGCGGGAUCGGCACGCAUGGUUCGGCUGUUGCACAAGAUUUCGACAUUCUUGCCCCAAGACGCUUGCCGUCGACAUGUUUUGAUACAUGGAUGUAAGAUAUUCAGGGCCUGAGAGCUAUACUCGCGGACUGAAGAAAGUCAAGAUGUCCAUGGACUCGCGAGGUCGCUUCUCGCUCCGGCCGAGUUUUCCCUGCCGCCUAUUUUUCUACAAUAGGGAAUAGCAAUUAAUAAUACGUGGCGCUCGCGGUUUGUGCCAGUAUGGUACUUUUUGUCGACGCAGGGCCGCAGGCCGCGCUCUACCAAGCAGCAUCUCCAUCAGCGCGUGCCGCAUCUGGGGCACCCCUGUGCUGCAUGUUCGUCGCAGAGUUGGCGUCACGGCCCUGCGGUGCAACAUUCAACCGGACGUCCGGAAGGCACCUGAGCCUGUCUGAUACCUGACCCGACCCCCCAAACCCGACUGCACCUGUGCCAGACUUACCCAUACAGUCCCGCAGUGUCGGCACACUUGACAUCGCGGGCACGCGAGCCACCAAUCGGAAUCACCACUUGCAUGCGUGAUUGUGAACGACUUGUGUCCGUUGAAUCACAUACACUCGACACUUGACACAUAUAGUCCAUCUGGUGUUCAGCACACGAAGGGCGACAACAAUCCGCUCUGACCGGUCCCGGGAAGGCCGCUGUACUGCAGGCACUGUACUGCAUGGGAGAGCAAAGGAUGCAGUACCUGGAAGAAUUCCGGGAUACGCGUGCGGAUCUAAUGCGCUUUAGUGAGAUGAAAGUACGAAAUGGGCUGGAUGGGUAAUGGGAAUGCGCACGCUGCGUUUUGUCCUGCCCCUUCCUCGCCGAGUCCGUGUGGCGCGCGUUACUCCAUAGCUCCGGCUCCAACUAGCGCUUAACUUGAGCCCUAGAGCUGCAUGCACCUGACAGCGGAGGUGUGUAAGAAGAUAAUUAC